CGAUACUUAUGUACAAUCGAGUGUACCUAUCGAGCCAAUCGAAUAUCUAGACAAUUUGCUUGUGUUAUUUUUAUUAUAAAAAUGAAUAUUUUACCCAAAAAACGCUGGCAUGUGCGUACCAAGGAAAACAUUGCCCGUGUCCGUCGGGAUCAAGCGGCUGCCGCAGCGGAGGAGAAAAUCCGUCAGGACAAAUUGGAAUUCGCAGAGAGCGAGGCACGCAUUAACUUUCUGCGCCGUCAGUCGGGUCUGCCGGAGAAAGUAUCCUCCGCCAAGGAAACCCAAGAUGUGCCGGAGUCCAGUACUGAACCAACGAAAGGAGUUGAUCUCUUUGCCGACUACAAGAGCCAUGUAAAGACCACCAAUAAAGACCUAGAAAAGGAGCAGAAGGAGGAGCAGGAGAAGUACGAGAAGCAGAUUGGAUACCUCACCUACUUGGGGCAAGACACCAACGAAGCGCUCAAAGUGCGCAGCUGGUACGAGGUGGCUCCCAAACGUCCAGAAGUGGGUGAUCCCACUGUUACAGAGGCUCAUCUCAAGCAAAAGCUAGCCCACGAUCCUCUGACCCUCAUCAAUGCCCUGCUGCCGCCGGAAAAGAAGGAUGCCAAAAGCGCCACCAAGAGAAAACGUGAAAGGACACCCACUCCUCCGUCAGAACCUUUACCAUCCCAGAAGUCAAAAAAACACAAAAAGGACAAGAAGCAUAGCAAACACAAGAAGCACAAGGGUCUCAAGAGCAAAAAGGAAGCCAAGGAAAGCCUGCUGACCGCCGAACGCCAAAAACGCGAAAAGCUGGAGAGACUGAGAAAGGAGCGUUUGCGACGGGAGACAGCGGAACGUCAGCGUUCCGAGGCUCUUUUCGCGCCCAAGGAGCCGGCGGUGGCCGACAGUGCAGCAUCCACGCCAGCUCCCACGCCUAGGAUAGUCCAGAAGUAUAAUAGCCAGUUUAAUCCAGAGUUCGCCAAGCAAAACAUGGUUUAGGGUCUUGGCUUUGAAGCUCAGAUCCCUAUGAAUUUAUAAGACUUUCUUAGCAAUAGCUGAUUGUAAAAUAAUAGCUGUUACUACUAAACGAAUAUUCUUAAUAUAUUAUAAUAAUAAUAAUAACAGUUGAAAAUAUGAAGAUUAAAAAUGAAAUAUGAGAAGGAUAUUUUAAAUAAAAUACCACAGGCAAUCGAUAAACCUA
Messenger RNA from Drosophila rhopaloa, 1180 nucleotides. Its product is annotated as leukocyte receptor cluster member 1 homolog. The transcript is spliced from 3 exons. NCBI's taxonomy places the organism in Eukaryota, Metazoa, Arthropoda, Insecta, Diptera, Drosophilidae. The record is from RefSeq and is a predicted model, not a curated record. The coding region runs from base 82 to 978 and encodes 298 amino acids.